This is a messenger RNA of Cavenderia fasciculata, 219 nucleotides long. RefSeq lists its product as uncharacterized. NCBI's taxonomy places the organism in Eukaryota, Evosea, Eumycetozoa, Acytosteliales, Cavenderiaceae. The coding region runs from base 1 to 219 and encodes 72 amino acids. The record is from RefSeq and is a predicted model, not a curated record. The transcript is spliced from 4 exons.
AUGACCGCCGCCGAACAUAGAAAUAGUACUGUUCAACCCAUCACCACACCACCCCAUUUCACCAAAUCAGCGGAUGGUGAAAACGAGGGGGAGAUUUUGGAUUGGUCAAGACAAGUUUUUUGUAAAUGUACAACACAUUUUAAUCCUGUAUUUCCAUUAUUAUCACCACAUUACAUUACAUUACAUUCCAAGUCAGGAUCACCAUUAUUAAAUAUUUAA